AGGAACUGGUCAGGGACUCAGCCCGGGAAAGAGGCACACCAGGAUUGGAAGAAGGCAGAGGCAGGCAGGCGGACUCUCCUGGGACCCGGCCAUCUCUACACAUGAACUUCGGAGUGUGUCCUCCAGAUCGCUGCAAUCAAGGGUGCUCCAAACUGUUUUUCAGAAAAGGGCAAAAUCUCUUUCAGUAUGAGCUGUGAAAAGACAAAGCGUCUUCCAACCCGGAUAGUGACUACCACCUUAGUGAUAAAGCAACACACUGUGAGGAAGGACAGGGGAACUGAGGGAAAUUAUCUCCAAAAUGGACCCCCUGUAUCACAGAUUACUGAAGAAACUGAAUAUAUAAAACAGAUUAGAUCCACUCUUGCAAAAGUUCAGCCUCUCCUGUGUAAAAAUGAAUCUCGACAUGGAGUUGCAAAUCACAAGCAGGAUUCAAAGCCACAUUUCGAAGAACCUGGAUUGGAACCUGAUGAAAAGUCCCUGUCCUUCAGCUACAAGGAGACAUUGGACAAGACGAAAAAAACAGAAGAAGAACUUUCACGGGUGAACAAAGAAAACGAACUGCUAAAAAUCAAGCUGGAAGCUUCAAGGGCAGCUGGUGCAGAAUCUGUGAAAUAUGGAGCCCAGCAACUCCAUGAAGAUUACAAAAAGCGCUCUGAAGACCUCAAGAAAAGGCAAGAAGGAACCAUACACAUAAUGAAGGCCCGCAAGCUGGAGCAAGAACAAAAAUUAAAGCAAAGCACAGACAAUCUUAGCCAGUUGAAUGUUCAGUUACAAGAAAAGCAAAGCCAGAUUGAAGAACUGGAGAAACGAAUACAAAGGAUGGAAGAGGAGAAGAAACAGUUAAAUGAAAAGAAAGGAGUUUUGAAAGAGAAGCUGCACCAGAUGAUGUCAAAUGCUGAAAAUACUAAAAGCUGUGCAGGCGUUCAGACAGAAAUGUCCACACUUCAGGAACAAAUUAGCCACUUGGACAACCUGAUCCAUUCUCAGCACCGACACUUACAUAGUGUGAUUCAACAGAUGGAAGAACUGAAUAAUGAAUUAACGCUCCAAGAUGAAAAAAUAGAAAGCCUGAAAGAAAAGAUUGAGACACUCCAAGCAAAGAACAAAGAACUGAAAUACAAGGUGGAAUUCUACUCUAGUCAGUCUAAACCAAAAGUCUCUAAAGCUGUUUCAGUAAAGUUGGAUACAGGUUUACCAUAUACCACGAUUUCCAGAUUACGCAGAUGAAGGAUCCCUAGGAAACAUGGACCUUUCCCCAGAUCAUUCUUCUAUUGUCUUACAUUCAAGGAUAACCCUUCUGUGCAAUUUUGUUUGAAAUAUGCCGUACAGGAAAUCUCAUAACAUUCUUGAGCGUCUGGACUCACUGGAGCAAAGAUGGAAUCCCAGGAUUUUCAAGCAAUAGAGCAAAUGUCCUGAUGUGAAAGACAGAUUGUUUACUUUUAAUUUAUUUAUAAAGACUCAAUGGUAGAGUUGUGCAUAUUCCUAUCAAUGCAGUGCCAUCAGCACUGAUUCAUCUACAUUGAAGAGAUUUCAUCAAGCCAGGUCUGUGUGUGAUGAACAGCACCUUCAUCUAUGCUGGAGAACAUAUGGAGAGUUAACGAGGCUGAAUCUGAGCCCAGAAAGUUAUGUCAGAUAUAAUGAUGCAAAAGAGGAGAAAAAUAACUGUGGAGGACUGAUCCACCCACAGCAAACUUAAGCCAAGGUUUGUAAUGGCAAACUCCCCCAAAUUGCCUAUUUCAGGGAUGACUUGGAUGAUAUUAUUUCUGUGCCAUGGUAUCGUUUCCCUUUUUAGGGUAUCCUGAGAAUUGCACUGUGGGAUAAAAAUGAACCAUAUUCCAUUGGCACUAUGUUGUCUGCCAAUAUAUUGACAUAAGUUGCCACCUAGUUGCCUGUGUGGUUAAAGGAUGUGGACGUACAGUGAGAGGAUGUCUGCAAAGACUUAUCUGUCUCAGGACAGAAAGCCACCCUACGGAGUUGUGAGCUGCUCAAAAUCAAACACAGCAGUUUGUUUUGAUAACAGGGAUUGCUUUCUCUGCCAUCCAUCUCCUUGGCACCACUUUCAGCCACUGCCAAAAGUAGUUUAUCCCACCGUUAUGCAGUGUAGGGCACCA
Anolis sagrei ordinatus is the source of this 2111-nucleotide messenger RNA. RefSeq names its product coiled-coil domain containing 68 (gene CCDC68). Gene Ontology annotation, cellular component: intracellular anatomical structure. The record is from RefSeq and is a predicted model, not a curated record. Lineage: Eukaryota; Metazoa; Chordata; Lepidosauria; Squamata; Anolidae. Gene Ontology annotation, biological process: intracellular signal transduction.